This is a messenger RNA of Didymosphaeria variabile, 3498 nucleotides long. RefSeq lists its product as uncharacterized. NCBI's taxonomy places the organism in Eukaryota, Fungi, Ascomycota, Dothideomycetes, Pleosporales, Didymosphaeriaceae. Bases 1 to 3498 code for a protein of 1165 amino acids. Gene Ontology annotation, molecular function: nucleic acid binding. The transcript has 2 exons. The record is from RefSeq and is a predicted model, not a curated record.
AUGGAGGUCAGCAUGUAUCACCAGGUCCCGUCAUGGACCGACUUCGACUCCGAUGCUCGUAGCACAAUAGGCUCUGAGCGUACCGACAGCCUCUUCUCAAAGACUGCUGCCCAGAGAAGUGCGCAGUUUGCGACACCUUCUUACAAUAACAUCAUGUUCGAAGACGGGAAGCCAAGCAGCAAGACGUCGCUCGGUAAAGUAUACUAUAAGCUAGGAGACCUUCCAUAUCUGCUGUUGAUUGAUGUGGAUAUCACUGCGACGGAACCAGCAAGAGGCGAGGAUGGAGAACCAAUUCUCAAUGAGGAUGGUUUGCCAGUCUCCCAGCCUACAAUGGUGCGGAGUCGCAGGCUCCGGCAGCAAGCUUUGAGGGAGUACGUUGAGAUCGACUUUGACGGACUUAGUGUCAAGCAGAGUCAGAUUGCUUUCGAUCUUGAAGCGCGUUCCAACCAGCUCGAUGCUGUGCAAAAGGUCUGGCCAGGCAUAGGGGAGUGCCCGGAGCGUGCUAGAUUUGGUCGAACGAAUCGUCUUAUCAUCCCAGUGCGAGAAAAGCUCGACGUCAAAAAGGUCUUCAACAAGUUUGAUCAAAUCAAGAAUCUCACUAGAGUUAAGAAAGCAUAUUCAGAGGCGGAAAAGCGAGCAGAUCCUGAGAAUUCAGGCUGGACCAUCAGGUGUACCGUCGUGAGGCAGGGCCUAAUCGCUCAUCCUGAUAUCAAGAGCUCAGAAGAUGCGAUUUUCCCAGAGAGCGAACAUUUGAAGGAUGCGAAUGUCUCAAAUGCGAAUAAAGAAGAGAGAACUGUUGAAGAAAUGGCUAGUGACGACUAUCUAAGUGACGAGACGACGGAUAAGGCAUCCACCCAGGCUAAAGAAUCCUUGAAGGUUGAUGAAGCCAGGAGUGCCGCAGAAGCCGGGAGUGCCGCAGAAGCCAGGAGUGCCGCAGAAGCCAGGAGUGCCGCAGAAGCCAGGCAGGCAGCGAUCCCUCAAACCGCCAAAGAUGACGCAAGCGAUUUAUAUCGUCAUAGUGUACAGCUUCUCUUCCAACAUCACUGGGAUACCGCAUACCCUGAAGCGAGGCUUGGAAACACCAGUGAAUUUAGUUUCACAAACGCAGACUUGGUCGGUCAGGAGUUGAAAGAGAAGUCCGACAGACAUAUCCACCAAAACGCGCCGUGGGAGUACCGAAUUCGAUAUAGACCACGUUUUGAUAAGGACAUCCGCUUCUUUCUCGACUGUGACCUUGUUCCCAUCAUCCAAAAUGGUGUCUCCGUAGCUGAGUACGCCCGCUAUCACUUUCCUGCAAACCACCCAACGGCGCCAGCUAGCAUGAGUCAAACAUUGAAGAAACUCUUACAAGGCCUGCACGUUAAGUAUCCGUCAGAAGUCAAAUUGAAGGAGAACUACAAGCGCAUUGCUAAGGCAAACAAGUGGAAGUUGGUUGAGCAGGUGGACGAGGAGAACGAGAACAAAGAAUUGCAGAAUCGCACAUACACGAUCCGAGACGUCAAAGCCAACUCAUAUGUGGGUAUUGUCGUUCCCAUAACCAAGCUGCUUCCCGAGGGUGGCGAGGAGAAGACAUUCUUCAACGUCAAGAAGUUCCUGCGUGUGUGCGAAGCUCCUUUCGAGGACAGGUUCAAGCAUCUACCUUUAGCUGACAUCGGAAAGAAGCAACCCUGCUGGGUUCCUCUCGAUCUACUAGUGCUCAGUGGUGAUCAGGUUUUGGCCCAUUUGUAUUAUCUUACCGAUGAAAUACAGAGAUUGCGGAAAUCAGUGAAUCCACACGAACUGUCCGCGUCGGGAAAAAAGCUGUUGAACUUUCUUGUCAAGGAUCCUAAGAAAGACCCCAAGACAUACGUGUUCUUUCAUGAUAACAUAUGGCAGCCCAUGACUGCGCUUCCUUUCCUAGCCUCCAAGGAUGCAUUUUACGAACCACUGAAGUACACCGCUUUGGAACCGGCAUCGGAACCGAGAAGAGCAAUCAAGAGCGGCGCGCCUUCCCCUAAGGUAGCCGUGGUUUACAUUACACCUGAUGUUCACAGCCGCUCCUCAAAGUUGUUCGUUGCUGAUGUGCGGAACUCGUUGGCUCGCGAAGGCAACAAACCCACACAAGAACGGAUCUUGGACAUUGGUGUGGACCUUGACCAAAUCUCGGCCGGUGUGGUCAAGUCAGGUCCUGAACUUUUCCGAUUGCAAGAUCAAAAGCGUUUGGAAAAGCUUGGGGAUAUUAUUGACCCGACAGCGGAUGUUCUUAUAGGGAUUAUCGAUGGUUCCGGGAUGAAACAAGCUAAGUACUCCGAGACGGCUGCGGAGGUGAAGAGGCUAGGAGACCGCAAGCUUGGUGCUAUCACUAUCUGCCUCAAGAAGCAGGACUUGGAAAAGCAUUUCCAUCGCAUUAACGGCCCGCCCUUCUUCCCCUCAAACGUUCUACGCAAGAUUAGGUUCAUGUUUGGAGCGAUGAACUUUGAGACGAAGAAGCUUGAUACUUACAUCAAAGAAGAACAUGUGGAAGGUCUCAUCGUCAUUGGAGCUCACAUCUCACAGCCUGCAUCAGACUCAACAGAGUACUGUCCAGCUGUGGCUGCUCUGGUGAUGAGCAAGCCGAAGAACCCAUCAUUCUAUCGUUCCGCGGCCCGGCUGCAGCCUGCCACUAAGUUGCACACACAAGCCUACGACAACGAAAAUCUUCCGGCAGAUGCGUGCAAAUCUCCCAAAAUGAAGACAAUAUACCAGCCCGAGAUCUUGGAGCUAAAAGCAACACUGAGGUCUAUGUUCCGGGCUUGGAAGAAUGAUCGAGACGAGUCAUCGAAAGCGAACUGGUCAAAGGAGCCACGAGUCGUCUUCUAUCGGGAUUCAUACCACGAGAUCGACACUCUUUCACACGAACGGGAGGUAGCACAAAUUACCGAAGCAUAUCAGAAUGUCUUCGGCAACACAGAGGAUGCACCUGUAUCCUACGUUACGGUUAUGAGAAACAGCAGAAUCCAUUCACCGAUUCCAGAAGACAAGCAAGACAAGAACGACGUCUGCAAACCGCACUUUACUUUCACUACCACCCAAUUCGCGAUGGAUAUCUCUAGAAUUGGAACGGACCCCACGCGCAAAGAAGACGGAGCCAAAUACCAAUACCUUGUCCACUCGAAUGGGCGGGGAUCCAAGAUGACCCUUUCCAAACUCCGCGAUUUGACCGGACUACUCAACAUUAGCUCUCAAUUUUGCCAUUACACGUCGCUCGCGCUCCCCCUCCACUACGCCAGGAAACUUGCUCGUCGCGUUCUGUCGUACUACGACUACAUGUCUCACAAGGACAUCAGUAACUACCCGAGCCUAGCCAAAUUGACUCCGUAUGAUUCGGUGACUGGAAAAGAGCAGAUGGGCGAGGUCAAGCAGAAUCUCCAAGUCAUCGCAAAGAGGAGUAAGUCGUGGGAUUGGGUCCGAGACGCUAAGAAGGAAACGCACACCCGUCCUUGGAACAAGAAGCUCGACGACAAGAUGUUCUUCCUCUAA